This is a messenger RNA of Punica granatum (pomegranate), 1268 nucleotides long. NCBI's taxonomy places the organism in Eukaryota, Viridiplantae, Streptophyta, Magnoliopsida, Myrtales, Lythraceae. The record is from RefSeq and is a predicted model, not a curated record.
CAAGAUGAGAAUGAAAACCCGGCUUUGCCCCUCACAUCCAUUGCAUGAUUCACCUAAUCAAGCCCAACACCUCUGCUACCAAAGGGUUCAUAGGAUCUUCCUUCGGAAAUAAAAUUGGUACAGCUCUUUCCUUCGGAAAUGCUAACUUUGAGCAAGAAAUUCGGAGAAUGGGACCGAAUGAGGAGGAAGUUAAGGGCAGAAUUUGCGUUACUGGGGCUGCUGGGUAUCUCGCUUCAUGGCUCGUAAAGCGGCUCCUCUCAUCAGGAUACCAUGUGAUCGGAACAGUCCGAGAUCCCGGAAAUGAGAAAAAGGUAGCUCAUUUGUGGAAGCUAGAAGGAGCAAAAGAGAGACUCACCUUAGUGAAGGCUGAUCUAAUGGAAAACGGAAGCUUCGACGACGCCAUAAUGGGAUGCCAAGGUGUUUUCCAUACUGCUUCGCCUGUGAUAAAACCGUCGUCCGACCCAAAGGCGGAGAUUGUAAAGCCAGCUGUUGAGGGAACUCUGAACGUGCUGCGCUCGUGUAAGAAGAACCCGGAUCUGAGACGUGUAGUUCUCACUUCGUCUUCCUCGACUAUAAGGAUCAGAGACGACUUCGACCCGAACGUACCCUUUGACGAGUCAUCUUGGAGCUCCACUGAACUCUGUGAAAUGCAUCAAAUUUGGUACAGUUUGUCAAAAACCUUAGCCGAGAAAGCUGCUUGGGAAUACUGCAAUGAGAACAAGAUCGAUCUCGUCACGGUUCUACCUGCAUUCCUCAUCGGACCGAGUUUGCCACCUGAUCUAUGUUCAACUGCAUCCGAUGUCCUUGGCUUGCUCAAAGGGGAGACGAAGGACUUCCAAUGGCAUGGAAGGAUGGGAUACAUCCACAUCGACGAUGUUGCCCUCGCCCACAUCCUCGUCUACGAACAUGAGAGCGCCAAAGGGCGGUUCCUAGCGAGCUCAACUGUUGUGGAUAAUGAUGAGCUAGUCUCCUUUCUCUCAGCGCGAUAUCCAUCUCUGCCGAUCCCAAAAAGGUUCGAGCCACUGAAUAGGCCACACUACGAUUUUGACACUGCAAAGCUCGAAAGCCUGGGGAUGAAGUUCAAGUCCAUUCAAGAGAUGUUCGACGAUUGCGUGGCGUCUUUGGUGGAGCAAGGCUACCUUCCUUCAGUUUAUCUUUAAUCGAUCCGAGAGUAAUCUGUGUCUAGUUUGUUUUAGGAUGAAAUUUGGUGAAUAAAAGAUGUACCUUCACGACGCUUGAGCUAUUCCAAGGAUUUCGUUAUGCUCUCA